AUGAAGGCUGCCUACACCGCUUAUCGAUGCCUCACCAAAGACCUAGAAGGCUGCGCCAUGAACCCGGAGCUGACAAUGGAAAGUCUGGGCACUUUGCACGGGCCGGCCGGCGGCGGCAGCGGCGGGGGCGGCGGCGGGGGCGGCGGGGGCGGCGGCGGGGGCCCGGGCCAUGAGCCGGAGCUGCUGGCCAGCCCCAGCCCCCACCACGCGGGCCGCGGCGCCGCCGGCUCGCUGCGGGGCCCGCCGCCCCCGCCGCCGCCGCCGCCGCCGCCGCCGCCGCCGACCGCGCACCAGGAGCUGGGCACGGCGGCGGCGGCGGCCGCGGCGGCGUCGCGCUCGGCCAUGGUCACUAGCAUGGCCUCGAUCCUGGACGGCGGCGACUACCGGCCCGAGCUCUCCAUCCCGCUCCACCACGCCAUGAGCAUGUCCUGCGACUCGUCCCCGCCCGGCAUGGGCAUGAGCAACACCUACACCACGCUGACGCCGCUCCAGCCGCUGCCGCCCAUCUCCACCGUGUCCGACAAGUUCCACCACCCGCACCCGCACCACCACCCGCACCACCACCACCACCACCACCACCAGCGCCUGUCGGGCAACGUCAGCGGCAGCUUCACCCUCAUGCGCGACGAGCGCGGGCUCCCGGCCAUGAACAACCUCUACGGCCCCUACAAAGAGAUGCCCGGCAUGGGCCAGAGCCUGUCCCCGCUGGCCGCCACGCCGCUGGGCAACGGGCUGGGCGGCCUCCACAACGCGCAGCAGAGCCUGCCCAACUACGGGCCCCCGGGCCACGACAAGAUGCUCAGCCCCAACUUCGACGCGCACCACACUGCCAUGCUGACCCGCGGCGAGCAGCACCUGUCCCGCGGCCUGGGCACCCCGCCCGCGGCCAUGAUGUCGCACCUCAAUGGCCUGCACCACCCGGGCCACGCGCAGUCCCACGGGCCCGUGCUGGCGCCCAGCCGCGAGCGGCCGCCCUCGUCGUCGUCGGGCUCGCAGGUGGCCACGUCGGGCCAGCUGGAGGAGAUCAACACCAAGGAGGUGGCCCAGCGCAUCACCGCCGAGCUGAAGCGCUACAGCAUCCCGCAGGCGAUCUUCGCGCAGCGGGUGCUCUGCCGCUCUCAGGGGACGCUCUCCGACCUGCUCCGGAACCCCAAACCCUGGAGUAAACUCAAGUCUGGCAGGGAGACCUUCCGCAGGAUGUGGAAGUGGCUGCAAGAGCCCGAAUUCCAGCGCAUGUCCGCCUUACGCCUGGCAGCGUGCAAACGCAAAGAGCAAGAACCAAACAAAGACAGGAACAAUUCCCAGAAGAAAUCCCGCCUGGUGUUCACCGACCUCCAGCGCCGAACACUCUUCGCCAUCUUCAAGGAGAACAAGCGUCCAUCCAAAGAGAUGCAAAUCACCAUUUCCCAGCAGCUGGGCCUGGAGCUCACCACGGUCAGCAACUUCUUCAUGAACGCCCGGCGCCGCAGCCUGGAGAAGUGGCAGGACGACCUGAGCACGGGCGGCUCCUCAGCCACGUCCAGCACGUGUACCAAAGCGUGACGCUCAGACUCUCCCUGGGGCACGCGGCACCUCCCCAAACGGUCGGCAGGUACCGGAAGGAAACAUCGAGGGGGGAAGAGAUGCCGGAUACGGAGCUGGGGCCCUUCACUGGUGAUCUGAAAGCACAAUUCUGUUGAAAAGAAACUUCUAGCUGUAAUCAUAGGCCAGGUGUUCCUGUUUUCCUUUUAAAUGGCUAUGGAGUCCAAGUGCAAGCUGAAAACGCAUCUCUCUGAACCGGACAUUGUCCUCUGAGCACGCUGAGCAUCCCAGAAACCCAAAUGAGGCCUUCCUGGAGCAAGUUCACGUCAGCGUCGUGCCAGCCAAGCCAGUG
Molecule: messenger RNA, 1873 nt
Organism: Sorex fumeus (smoky shrew)
Lineage: Eukaryota; Metazoa; Chordata; Mammalia; Eulipotyphla; Soricidae
Gene: ONECUT2
Product: one cut homeobox 2
Exons: 2
Coding region: 1-1542 (513 amino acids)
Biological process (GO): regulation of transcription by RNA polymerase II
Cellular component (GO): nucleus
Molecular function (GO): DNA-binding transcription factor activity, RNA polymerase II-specific; RNA polymerase II cis-regulatory region sequence-specific DNA binding
Source: RefSeq, a predicted model, not a curated record